Molecule: messenger RNA, 321 nt
Organism: Diaporthe citri
Lineage: Eukaryota; Fungi; Ascomycota; Sordariomycetes; Diaporthales; Diaporthaceae
Exons: 2
Coding region: 1-321 (106 amino acids)
Source: RefSeq, a predicted model, not a curated record
AUGUUGGACAUAUUGGACAUAUUGGACAUGGGCCUGGGGUGGAUGGGUGUCUCGCUGCCACGCUGUGAGCCGUUCGAGCAAACAUCUGACAGUCACGCCGCAACAGAGGGCGGGAAUAGCCAUCUCAUCCCCACCCCGAACCCUCGGCGAAGCAGCCUGGCUGGCGCGCUCAACGGUCUGCCAAGGGUGCUUCUGGGGUCAUAUCCUGGGAGCAAUGACAUCGCCCGCGACUAUGUCAUGAAAAGCUUCCCAGAGAGAAAAACGGAAAGCAGAAUCGAGGAGCAGGCGGCGGCGGCUUCCGUGCUACGUGGACCUGAGUGA